AGGGUUGCUACUGUAAAUAAGCGCCCAUAUUAUUGUACUCAUACUGGCGCACGUGUUUGCUCUUUGCAACACUCGUGUGGUUCUCCCGAUUCUAAUUCCUUGUUUUCUUUUUUUCUUUCCUACUCUACUUACAUCCGAAUUCUCAAUCAUGGUUGAUGAAGCAGUUAUCAAGAUACCCUCCGGAGAGGUCUUGGAAGACGACGAACCAUCCGAGCCAACCAUCUCCUUGCCUGACUCUGGAGACACCGGUGAAGGCGGAAAGCUCAGUAUGAUAGUCCAGCUAGUUAAGAAGUGUUUGGGUGUAAAGGACAUCGCUGCAAUGCGCCUAUCGCUCCCUGCAUCCCUCCUCGAGCCUCUUCCUAACCUCGAGUACUGGCAUUACCUCGAUAGACCAGAUCUUUUCGCCGCAAUCAACGAUUCCAACGAUCCCUUUGAGCGCAUACUAGCCGUCGUCCGUUUCAUAUUCACAAAGGACCUCAAAUUCGUCCACGGCAAAGUAUGCAAGCCCUACAACAGCGUCCUCGGCGAGCACUUCCGUGCCCACUGGGACGUACCCCCAGUCUCAUACUCCUCCGACCCGACCCAACCCCCAAUCCUCCGCGUACACACCACCGUCACCCCACCCCCUACUCUAAGCGAGACUGUCAGCGUCAAGAGCAAUCGCAGUGGCAAGAGCUCAAAGAGCACACUCAGCGGCCUCAGCCUCACUUCCAAAGGCAAAGCCUCUCCAAGCACAGCUCCCACAAACGAUGAAAAUAUUCGAAUCGCAUACGUCACCGAGCAGGUCUCUCAUCACCCUCCAGUAAGCGCAUACUACGCCUCAUGCCCAUCGCGAGGGGUGGAAAUGGCAGGUAUCGACCAGAUCAGUGCCAAGGUAAGCGGUACUGCCGUACGAGUCGCACCAGGGUCCUUCAACAAGGGCAUUUACAUCGACCUCACCUCUGGCCCGGGCAAGGGGGAGAAGUACCACAUCACGCACCCCGUGGCUAGUGUGAACGGCAUCUUGCGAGGGAGCUUCUAUAUCACUGUGGGUGAUAGCACCAUCGUGACGUGUUCUGGGAGUAAGGGUGGAGUGGCAUACCGUGCUGUGAUCGAGUAUAAGGAAGAGUCAUGGUUAGGCCGCGCGCACUUCCUGGUCGAGGGCGUGAUACAUACGUACGACGAAGAAUCCAUAGAACACGACGAGUGGACGAAAGUGAAGCACGUCCCUACAUCCCGCGUCGUAGCCGUCUUUGAUGGAUGUUGGCGGAACCAAAUACGAUGGCGGCGGACCGCUGCAACACCGUCUGCUUCAUCGCCAUCGGUAUCCUCUCCUUCGUUAUCAGAAACAGAAUACGCGACUCUCGUAGACCUUUCUACGUUGUUUGUGGUCCCGAAGCAGGUUCGCCCGCUAGAGCAACAACUUCCUAUCGAGAGCCGAAAGCUCUGGGAUCCGGUGACGACUCGAUUGCUUGCGAAGGAGUAUGGGGAAGCUACGAAAGCGAAGCUUGCUAUUGAACAGAAGCAGCGGGAUGAGGCGGGAGAACGAAAGAAGAAAGGCAUCCAAUUUAUACCCCAAUACUUUGAGAAAGAUAUCAGUUCCGGAAUUCCCAUUCUAACAGCUACAGGCCGAAAAGCUGUGGAAGAAGAGCUUAACGAGUCAUCGUGUUCUGACGCGUCGUCGUUGUCUUCGUAGAAUCGGGGACUGGCCUCGCUGCUAGACCUGCCGGCUCGUUGCCCACGGAGGUCAUAGAGGCCUUGGUCCUUGGGUAGGGGUGCUCAUAUUAAUGACAGAAGGAGUGGACGCGUACAUGCGAUCGCGAGAGAGUAGAUUUGGAGGUGCGGGUCACGAUAUCAUGCAUGGAUGGUUUAAUGUUUUUUUUUGAGUGUUGAUGCUUUAUGCUUUCUUUUACUUGAUGAUUUUCGUCUGUCAUUUGUGUUUUUGUGUUUUGAUUCAAUUCAUGGACUGUUUAUGAUGAGAA
This is a messenger RNA of Suillus paluster, 1961 nucleotides long. RefSeq lists its product as uncharacterized. Bases 149 to 1675 code for a protein of 508 amino acids. Gene Ontology annotation, cellular component: cytosol; intracellular membrane-bounded organelle; membrane. Gene Ontology annotation, molecular function: sterol binding. The transcript has 7 exons. The record is from RefSeq and is a predicted model, not a curated record. Gene Ontology annotation, biological process: maintenance of cell polarity; endocytosis; exocytosis. Lineage: Eukaryota; Fungi; Basidiomycota; Agaricomycetes; Boletales; Suillaceae.